Molecule: messenger RNA, 2796 nt
Organism: Nomascus leucogenys (northern white-cheeked gibbon)
Lineage: Eukaryota; Metazoa; Chordata; Mammalia; Primates; Hylobatidae
Gene: TBC1D19
Product: TBC1 domain family member 19
Exons: 20
Coding region: 117-1601 (494 amino acids)
Source: RefSeq, a predicted model, not a curated record
AGUCCCAGUGUAAUAAGGUCCCGGAGAAGUGUCACUGGCCCUGAGUGGGACCCGGUAGCCCGUUCGCUCCGCGCCGGCGGCCUGUCCCCGCGGCUUGGCGGGCUAGGGCAGGGGAAAUGUUGCAGGAGGAGUCGGACCUCUCUCUCAUUAUUGCCCAGAUAGUCCAAAAGCUCAAGGGCUCCAAUUUGUACUCUCAGCUGGAACGGCAGGCCUGGGCCAGUCUUCAGAGACCUGAGAUAAAACUUGAAUCACUGAAAGAAGAUAUUAAGGAAUUCUUUAAAAUAUCAGGUUGGGAGAAGAAACUUCAGAAUGCUGUUUAUAGUGAACUGAGUGUGUUUCCUUUACCUAGUCAUCCUGCUGCACCUCCUGAACAUCUUAAAGAACCUUUGGUAUACAUGAGGAAAGCACAGGGAAGUUGGGAAAAAAGAAUUUUGAAGAGUUUAAAUAGUAUGUGCACUGAACUGAGUAUCCCACUGGCACGAAAGAGGCCAGUUGGAGAACAGAAAGAACUUCUUAAUAAAUGGAAUGAAAUGGGAACUGAUGAACCAGAUUUAAGCCUUUUCAGACCUGUUUAUGCACCUAAGGAUUUUCUUGAGGUAUUAAUUAAUCUUCGAAACCCAAAUUAUGAAAACGGUGAUUCUCUUAGUUUCCGGACUCAUUUGGGUUUAAUUCAAGUUCCACUGAAAGUAAAAGACAUCCCUGAAUUGAAAGAAUGCUUUGUGGAACUUGGCUUAAAUAUAGGACAACUGGGUAUAGAUGAUUCUACACAAGUGCCUCCUGAACUUUUUGAAAAUGAGCAUGUACGUAUUGGGCAAAAAGUUCUAGCAGAACAAGAUAGUGCUGCUGCUCAACAGUACAUCAGACAAGGAAGUCCCACGGCACUGAGAGCUGAAUUGUGGGCUCUCAUUUUGAAUAUUUCCAGCCAACCUGAGGAUGUCUUGUAUUAUGAGCAGCUUAAGACCAAUGUGAUACAACAUGACCUUUUGGUGGACAGUCUAAUCUAUAAAGAUGUGAAGUUGACAGCAAGCAAUGAUGAUUAUUAUUUUGUAUUUGAAGAUUAUUUAUAUCAGGUAUUACUUUGUUUUUCCCGGGAUACAUCUGUGUUGAGUCACUUUGCAUUCAACAGUGCCUCGCCACCAAAAUCAUACAUAAGAGGAAAACUAGGACUGGAAGAAUAUGCUGUCUUUUACCCACCAAAUGGUGUUAUCCCUUUUCAUGGAUUUUCAAUGUAUGUUGCACCACUUUGUUUUCUAUACCAUGAACCUUCCAAAUUGUAUCAGAUAUUCCGUGAGAUGUAUGUGCGUUUUUUCUUCAGACUCCAUUCCAUCUCUUCUCAUCCUUCUGGUAUUGUGUCACUCUGUCUGCUGUUUGAAACUCUUCUUCAAACUUAUCUUCCCCAACUCUUUUAUCAUCUACGGGAAAUUGGAGCUCAACCACUUCGCAUAUCAUUUAAGUGGAUGGUUCGAGCUUUCUCUGGAUACUUAGCUACAGAUCAGCUCUUGCUUUUAUGGGAUAGAAUCCUAGGAUACAACUCUUUGGAAAUUCUUGCUGAUAUGUGGUGUACAUAUACUUACUCAACAAACAUCGAAUACUUACUCUGAGCAAGGUACUGUGCUGGACCUUCAAUGUAUACAGGUAUUUGUGUGAUUGCUUUUUCAGUAUCAAAUGUGGUAAGAGACAGUACCCCCUAUGACAAUAGAAUCUUAGCACAUCUUUCUUAAAGUAAUGGCACCAUCCUUCCUGUGAUAGGAAAAAUAAUGGUUCCUCAAAGAUAUUCAUGUUCUAAUUCCUGAAAACUCUGUAUAUGUUACCUUACCGGCAAAAGGGACUUGCUGAUGUUAUUAACAAUUUUGAGAUGGGGAGAUUAUCCUGGAUUAUCAGGUGGGCCCAAUGUAAAGACAAGUGUUCUUAUAAUUGAAAGUGAAACAGAGAAACAGGAGGGUAUGAGUCACAGAGGGAUUUGAAGGUGUCACACAACUGGCUUUAAAAAUGGAGGAAGGGGCCAUGAGCCAGGAACACAAGCAGCUUCUAGAAGCUGGAAGGAAAUGGAGUCUCCCAUGACUCUCCAGAAGGAAUGCAUCCCUACUGACACCUUGAUUGUAGGACUUUUGACCUCCAGAACUGUAAGAUAAUAAUGUUGUAUUGUUUUGAGCUCCUAUGUGGGUCAUAGUUUGUGACAGCAAUAAGAGACAAUCUGUCUCCUCGCAGCUAAAUUAAGUUUACUGUAUUAACUGUAACAUAUGAAAAUAACAAAUUCACAUUGUUUUAAUAACCCUUUUUAUAAAAUAGGUGAUUCUGCCUGUCUUAAUUUCUCUUGUGUGGUUUUGAUAAUGAUCAAAUGUAAACCAAAAAUAAAAUUCUAAGACCUCCCAACCAUCUAAAUGGACUUCCUCCUUAGCCAGGGCUCUUAAAAUUUAACCUGAAAGACUGGUUCAGGCCAUAAAGGGAAGUAGGGGUUGGACAUGCCUGACUAUACUUCUCCAGCAUUAAAAUCAACACAGACUUUAAGUCUGAUGAGAAACAUUUUACAGCCUGUUCUCCCUGAAGCCCACUAGCUAAAAGCUUCAUCUGCAUGAUAAAACUGGUCUCCACAACCCAAACAUUCUAUUGAUCCCAGGUUUUUAGACAAACUCAACCAAAUGUCAACCAGGAAAUGUUUAAAUUUACCUAUAGCCUUGAUGCCUCCCCGCCUUGAGUUGUCCCGCCUUUCUGGACCAAACCAAUGUCUUUCUUAAAUGUACUUGAUUGAUGGUGCAUGCCUCCCUAAAAUCUAUAAUCUAUAAAACCAAGCUGCAU